AUGAGUCUCCGCGGCGGAUAUCCCCCCAAAAAGAUAAAGAAACAGAUCCCCAUGGAGAUUCCCUCACUGCACGGAAGCCUUCUUGGACAGCGACCUCACUACCCAGCCGGUAGCAGCGUCGCCUUCCUGGUAGGCACCCGGCGGAUGGGUUCCUGGUGGACCGUCCCGUGCAGUCCGAUGACUGCGUGGCCGCGCUCAUCCAGACGGAGAUGGAGCACAUGCCCGUGGACGGGUACCCCCAGAUGCUGCGGCGGCUCGGGGCCUUGUAUUUGGCCGCCAUCACGAGGGACACCAUAG
This is a messenger RNA of Triticum turgidum subsp. durum (durum wheat), 297 nucleotides long. The record is from the annotation of a GenBank genome assembly. NCBI's taxonomy places the organism in Eukaryota, Viridiplantae, Streptophyta, Magnoliopsida, Poales, Poaceae.